Helianthus annuus (common sunflower) is the source of this 1682-nucleotide messenger RNA. Its product is annotated as WRKY transcription factor 44. The record is from RefSeq and is a predicted model, not a curated record. Gene Ontology annotation, biological process: regulation of DNA-templated transcription. The coding region runs from base 271 to 1425 and encodes 384 amino acids. The transcript is spliced from 6 exons. Gene Ontology annotation, molecular function: sequence-specific DNA binding; DNA-binding transcription factor activity. Lineage: Eukaryota; Viridiplantae; Streptophyta; Magnoliopsida; Asterales; Asteraceae.
UGCUGUUAGCAGUUGUACGGUGUGCUUCAUCAUGUGUACGUUGACAGUUAGCUGAACGACGGUUAGUUGGGCACACUAUCUAACCAACUACUCGUCUCUUCUCCCCUUCAAUUCCACACCCAAACGAAACCCAUCUUCUCUAACAACUUCCAAACCCUAACACCUGCAAAAUUUACUCCAAACCCACUGAUUUUGACUUCAAAAAAAAGUCAACUUAGAGUUUGGUGAUUUCAGAAUUUGUGAGACUUUGAUUAAAUUCAAUAAAAAAAGAUGAAUACUGAAGAAGGUGAAAGGAUACUUGUAGCAAAACCAGUAGCUUCAAGGCCUACAAUUUCUGAUUUUAGAUCAUUUUAUGAGGUCAUUGGUGGUGGCACCAAUGGCUCACCUUCAUCAGAACCUACAAUCACUGCAAUCAGACCGAAAACGGUUAGGUUUAAACCUGUCAUGACCUCUCCACCAGCUCAGGCAGAGUUAACUGGAACUCAAGCUUGCAAUUUAUCUGAUAAAAUCUCGAAAUCAAACCACACGUCUCCUUUGCUUUAUAAACCGUUAGCAAAGACGGUAUCAAGAACCGCCAUCAGUUUAUUGGCAAACAUGGAAACAUUUAAUGCAAGUCAUGAACAAGCAUCAACUAAGAAUCUCGCAUCACAAUCAGAGACGGUGACAGGCACAAAUCUCCCAAAACCGACGCCAACGAAGUCUGGAAACGAUAAGCGCCCACAGGUAUACGCAAACGAUCGUGACGGGUCUUCGUAUGAUGGUUAUAACUGGAGGAAAUAUGGACAAAAACAAGUAAAAGGAAGUGAACACCCAAGAAGUUACUACAAGUGUUCUAAUCCAAAUUGUAUGGUAAAAAAGAAGGUUGAAAGAUCAAUAGAUGGAAAAAUAGCCGAAAUUGUGUAUGAGGGUGAGCAUAAUCAUUCGAAGCCGCGGGUUCCUCGACGUCAUGCUUUUGAUGGGACUAGCGAAGAUUUAAACCGACAGAUUCCAAAUAACGAGCUUAAUCAUGAUGAAGAAGUUCUUGGGUCGUCUUCACGUUUGACCAAUUCGGUCAAAGUCCAAGAAACUUGUAAUCAUGUUUCAAGUGAAGCGUUUGAUGUUCCUCGGGUUCAUGAUGGUCUCACAAGUAAAAGAAGGAAAAGUUUGAGUCGAAUAAAUGAAACACGGGGUGAAGGCUUACAAGAGCCUCGAGUUGUAGUUCAUGAUGGCACUGAUUCAGAAGCAAUCUCAGACGGUUUUCGUUGGAGAAAAUACGGGCAGAAAAUUGUCAAGGGAAAUCCUUAUCCCAGAAGCUACUACAAAUGCACUGGUGUUAAGUGUGAUGUGAGGAAACAUGUGGAAAGAGCAUCAGAUGAUCCAAGUGUUUUCAUCACAACAUAUGAAGGCAAACAUAAUCAUGAAAUGCCAAUCAAGAAACCAUACUAAUUCAGGUUUAUAUAUAAUAAUAAUAAUAAUAAUAUAAGUUAGUGUCGAGCAGCCAACAGAACCAAAUCGUCCGAAAAUGGUUCAGGUUUUCAGCUCUUUAUUUAUUUUCAAGAUAUCUAAUGUAGAGAAGAUGUAAUUUCGGGUAUGCAAUAACGCUUAACGUUUUAAUUUUGUGACGAUGAAUCAGUUGGUGAGAUCAUGUAUUUGACAUUUCAGAUCUUUGAAGUCAGUUGAGUUUAGGCUCGGAUUUCCAGUAA